Molecule: messenger RNA, 16407 nt
Organism: Pelobates cultripes (western spadefoot toad)
Lineage: Eukaryota; Metazoa; Chordata; Amphibia; Anura; Pelobatidae
Source: the annotation of a GenBank genome assembly
AUGCACUUUGCUUUAGAUAUAUCCUCAUAUUCCAUCAUUUCUUGCCCCUGUUCUUCUGACAACCACCCCAGAAGUAAGGUUCACCAUGUUCGAAAACCUCCUCCUGCGAGGGCACUGCAGGACAUUAGCAGCAACAGCAAUAGUUCCACACAUGUAUCUUCGAUGGACAUCAUUCUAGGGAUUAAGGAAAAGCCUGCUGAAUUCAAGAUUUCAAAGAAAUCGGCAAAAGAAUAUUCUGGUUCAAAGCUGGAUGCUCUCUUCCGUCACCCUCUGUAUAAGACCCGUAUGCCAACAAUAAAGGAAGAAGACAAACUAUUUAAAGUUAAUCCUAAUGAAAAAUUUACUCUGAAGGGCAGUGGGAGUGACGAAUGGUGAGCAGAGUUAGAUUUUUUUUGUGCUAUCAAAAAAUAAUAAAAAGGUGAGAAUAUCAAAUUGGUUUCCUGAAUACAGUGGAGAGAAUCUCUUUUGUGCUUGCAUAGUAACAGGUACAAAGUUUGAUAGAGUCAAAGCUUGAGUUUUUCGCAAAUUUAUAGUUAUAUAAACCUUUGUGUGAAGAGGUACAGUGACACCAGACCUCCUUGCACCACAACUUAUCCAAGAAGCAUAGGCUGUUGUUGUAUUUAGACUGUCCCUUACAUUUUCUGGCCUGUUACACAUUUAGCUAUUUUAUAGAAGAACUGUACAGUACGUAUAGUAAGAUCAUUGUUACAGUUAACUCAUUUUUAUUUUUUUUUUUAUUUUUUUUACAUUUCAUCAAAGUGUGUGUGUGUGUGUGUGUGUGGGUGGGUGUAUGUGUGUGCGUGCUGAAGGGUUAAACAGAUGGAAAAUAAUAACUGAAGCUGUAUUCUGAUUGGUAAAAAUCCCAAGCAGGCAAAUAAAAUCUUGAUGGAAUCUACAUCACUGGUAGUAAACUAGUAACAUAAAAUGUAUGGAUGAGAAUGCUGUCUACUGACUGCAAAAUAAACCUAGGAACAUUCUAUAAUUUUACAUGCUUAAUGCUUGCUUUUUCUAAAAUGCGUGGACUGACAUAUCUCAGGUUGCCACGCUCAGCAGCUGUGUCAAAGAAAGAGAUUAUUGUUUUUAGCAGUAGAAUCUUGGUUUUCCACCUAAUAUCAUCAGAGUGAAUGACAUGAAAUAACAAUAAUUAAGUUCUGUUCCACUAAAAUUAGUUUUCCCUUGUAAUCUGGAACUUAAAAAAAUGCUCAAUUCUGAAAUACCAUGUGUGCUUGUUAUUUUUACUAUGUCAGUAAGCACCGACCAUUUCAAACGUGUAAAAAGAGAGGUAAGGAUAAGAUGUGUUUCAUGUAAGGGAAAAGUAGGUUGCUAUAAGAGUUUAUAUUGAAGUCUUCGAUUUUUAGGUGACACAGUUGCAGAAGAAGAAUCAAGGUUCAAAGUUAGUGAGGUGUGGGGAGGGGAAACUGUUAACAGUUUCAUUGAUAUUCUUGGAGAAGUGAGUUCUCUGUGAUUUCUUUUUUUAAGGAAUGGAGACUGGGUGAGAGUCUAAUAGAGCGGGGACGGGAGUUCCAUAGGAACAGUGCAGUCGUAGAGAAGUCAUGAAGGUGGGGAUCAGUGGUGCGAGUGAAGAGGAUAGACGAAGGUCUUUGGCCAACCGUAGAAACCUGGAUGGCACAUACUUGUGUGCUAGGGAGGACAGGUAUGUUAGGAGCAGUGUUAUGAAGUGAUUUCUACAAGCCUACUUUUCUGCUGGCAAUAAAAGCUGACUUUUUAUUUGACCUUCUGUCCUCUGCUCACGAAAGCAAUAUGUUUUUAUCCAGAACAUGUUUCAGUUUUCUCAUGAUGUGAGACUCGAUCAAUACACUGUGUGAGUUAUGCUCUUUGACUCAAACAGCUUCACGUUUCUCAAAGGAGAAUAUUCUAUCAUUAAAAGCCAAGCAUUCUGCAAUCUAGUCAUUUAUUCUAGUUGGACCAUUAAAAUGCCUGAUAAUGUUUUUUUUAACUUUCAACAAUGAAGUCACUGUAUUUGAGUAGGAAUUCAAUGACUUUAUGAUCGAUUGUAGUAGGAUAGAACCCCAAAUACACAAUAACAUAAGCAGGCAAAGAAGCUUUACAAAAUGUAUGUCAUCUCUUCGAUGCAUACUAAACUAUCUAUAAAGAUUCCUUUCAUUACAGAGGAAUACAUUACAGGGAACACAAAUCACCUGGUAGCCACCAAUAGUCCAUGCAUCUAGUGUCCCUAGCUAAGGUACCUGAAACUAUAUAAAUUAAUAGAACAGUUAAGGGUUGCCAAGCUAGUUUCUGUAAUGGUACUUACCCGGUCCGCGAGCCGGCAGGGGACCUCUGAUCGAGUCACACAAGCACUCCUGCCUCCAGGCGAGCCCCAUGUGGCUCGGAAGCUCCUUACUCCUGGCAGUGCAGCUAGCGCCGAACACUCUGAUCGGGCGCGCUUCCCGUACAGUAUUGGGAACGUUGCUCACAUUGUGAACACGUUCUUAAAGGGGAAAUGGGAACCUUACCUUGCGGUUGGCUCCCAUUGGCCCACGUCAUUUUGGUGCCCCCAUUCACACAAAUUUUGGGGCGCAGUCAUGACGUGGACAAUCAAAUUAAAAAUAAAGGUAUUUAAACUUACCAGGCCCUAGAUUCUGUGCCCUUUUGUGGUUUCUGUUCCCAGUACCCUUUGGUGCGUUCCUAGUAAUUUGUAUUGUAUUCUGGUAUUGACCUCGGCUUCGUUUCCUGACUCUGAGUUUCUCGUUAACCCUUGCCUGUCUUGUUUGCUCUUCUGAUUAUUACCGUGUAUCUGACUCUGGCUGGUUCUCGUAUUCGCUGUCUCUUCGUUACCCUGACCUUGGCUCGUAUUUCGACUUCGCUUUUCUCUGUCUAAAGUUAAGUCCGGCCACUCUAAGGCCGGUAAGAUGUUUAUAUUUCUUUUGUCUGUUCUGGCUAUCCUUUACUCUGCGUGUUAUGGUUACACUCGGUGACAGUUUCUUUAUUUUUACACACACACACACACACAGUGGUGGUUCUAGGCCUUAGGUGAAACUCAAACAUGAGGCAAACAGUUGUGGAAAAAUUGUGUGUCUGCAUUGCAUGUGUUUGUAUUAGGAGCUGUAUAGUGUGUUUUAUAUAUCUAUAUCGGCUGAAGUGAAUGUGUGUGGUAUGUAUCUAUAGGGGCUGUAGUGUUUUGCAUAGGGGUGCAUUGUGUGUGCAUAGGGAUGUAGCAUGUGUGUAUAGGGGGUGUAAUGUGUGCACAUGGGGAUAUAGUAUGUGUGUGUAUAGGAUAUAGUGUGUGUAUAGGGAGUGUAGAGUGUGUAUAUUAUUUGUGUAUAGGGAAUAUAGUAUAUGUAUCCUCUUCUGCAACUGUCAUUAGUCUAAUACUAUCCUUACCUUUUUGUGUCAUUUUACCCCACUCCCUCUAGCAUGUAAGCUCAUUGAGCAGGGCCCUCAACCCCUUUGUUCCUGUGUGUCCAACUUGUCUGGUUACAAAUACAUGUCUGUUCGUCCACCCAUUGUAAAGCGCUGCGGAAUUUGACGGCGCAUUAUAAUUAUCAUAAUAUUAAUAAAAAUAAUGUAUACAGUGACAGCCUUGAGUCUUUAGUAAAAACAAAAGGGAAUUGGGGCAAACCCAGACAAUGCAUCAUGUAGGAAUGGUGCAGCCGUAGUGACCAAAAUUUAUACAUACUACAGAUUAAGGAACAGCGCACUCAUAAAAUACAUUUUCAAAUUCUAUAAGGCUACUUAAAAUCACUUAUCUCAGCAAACAAAUAUGGGGCUUCAAGUUCCACCUUAUGCCCAUAUUGUGUUAAGCCCAUUACUUCUUCACAGUACCCCAAUAUCAGUGGGUCUUACAUUAAUUCCAACGGGAGGGACAAUUCAAAUAUUGCUAAAUAAGCUGACAUGUAUUUACUCACAGUUUUUUAUUUACCCCAAAACAAACAUUAGAAAUCUUGAUGAAACAGGUAUUAAACUUGUAUGUGCAAUAUAUGCAUAAUUAUUAUUAAAUAAAACAGAAAUAAACAAAUGUUUGGCCCUGUUUAGCAUGCAGCCAUUUUCAGAGCCAGAAUAAUAAUUACAGUAAAAAUGAAAAUCCAGCGCACUCACUUAUCUACUAAACAGUCAUUUUAAUGCUGAACAAUUUUCAGUUUUAUUAAAAACACCUAAUCUAGGCAAAAAAUAUAAUGGGGGUUUAGUUACAGUAUAUGAUCAUACAUUGCAUAAGCCUGCCACAACGCCAAUGUACCCCAUCUUUGGCAGGUCCUACUCUGUCUGCUAAAUGAGCUUCUCACUUGGGGAAAUCCUUCCAUAUCGAGAUCUCUGCAGUACAAGGCUUAAAUAGGGUCCUGAGAUGAGGCACCUGUAACAGGGAGGGGUGCAAAACCCAUGGAGCUGGCUAGACUCCUAAAUAUAUACAUAUAUGAGAAAAUAAGGGUUUGUCUGCACUCACCUACACACAGUGAGUACAGCCAAACCCUUAUUUUCCCAGAAUAAUAAUUAAACAUAAUAAGGGUAUGUACCGGGAGUGCAGAAUUAUUAGGCAAAUGAGUAUUUUGACCACAUCAUCCUCUUUAUGCAUGUUGUCUUACUCCAAGCUGUAUAGGCUCGAAAGCCUACUACCAAUUAAGCAUAUUAGGUGAUGUGCAUCUCUGUAAUGAGAAGGGGUGUGGUCUAAUGACAUCAACACCCUACAUCAGGUGUGCAUAAUUAUUAGGCAACUUCCUUUCCUUUGGCAAAAUGGGUCAAAAGAAGGACUUGACAGGCUCAGAAAAGUCAAAAUAGUGAGAUAUCUUGCAGAGGGAUGCAGCACUCUUAAAAUUGCAAAGCUUCUGAAGCGUGAUCAUCGAACAAUCAAGCGUUUCAUUCAAAAUAGUCAACAGGGUCGCAAGAAGCGUGUGGAAAAACCAAGGCGCAAAAUAACUGCCCAUGAACUGAGAAAAGUCAAGCGUGCAGCUGCCACGAUGCCACUUGCCACCAGUUUGGCCAUAUUUCAGAGCUGCAACAUCACUGGAGUGCCCAAAAGCACAAGGUGUGCAAUACUCAGAGACAUGGCCAAGGUAAGAAAGGCUGAAAGACGACCACCACUGAACAAGACACACAAGCUGAAACGUCAAGACUGGGCCAAGAAAUAUCUCAAGACUGAUUUUUCUAAGGUUUUAUGGACUGAUGAAAUGAGAGUGAGUCUUGAUGGGCCAGAUGGAUGGGCCCGUGGCUGGAUUGGUAAAGGGCAGAGAGCUCCAGUCCGACUCAGACGCCAGCAAGGUGGAGGUGGAGUACUGGUUUGGGCUGGUAUCAUCAAAGAUGAGCUUGUGGGGCCUUUUCGGGUUGAGGAUGGAGUCAAGCUCAACUCCCAGUCCUACUGAUUUUCAUGCAGGACAAUGCUCCAUCACACGCGUCCAAGUACUCCACAGCGUGGCUGGCAAGAAAGGGUAUAAAAGAAGAAAAUCUAAUGACAUGGCCUCCUUGUUCACCUGAUCUGAACCCCAUUGAGAACCUGUGGUCCAUCAUCAAAUGUGAGAUUUACAAGGAGGGAAAACAGUACACCUCUCUGAACAGUGUCUGGGAGGCUGUGGUUGCUGCUGCACGCAAUGUUGAUGGUGAACAGAUCAAAACACUGACAGAAUCCAUGGAUGGCAGGCUUUUGAGUGUCCUUGCAAAGAAAGGUGGCUAUAUUGGUCACUGAUUUGUUUUUGUUUUGUUUUUGAAUGUCAGAAAUGUAUAUUUGUGAAUGUUGAGAUGUUAUAUUGGUUUCACUGGUAAUAAUAAAUAAUUGAAAUGGGUAUAUAUUUGUUUUUGUUAAGUUGCCUAAUAAUUAUGCACAGUAAUAGUCACCUGCACACACAGAUAUCCCCCUAACAUAGCUAUAACUAAAAACAAACUAAAAACUACUUCCAAAAAUAUUCAGCUUUGAUAUUAAUGAGUUUUUUGGGUUCAUUGAGAACAUGGUUGUUGUUCAAUAAUAAAAUUAAUCCUCAAAAAUACAACUUGCCUAAUAAUUCUGCACUCCCUGUAUUAUGAUCAAUUAUGGGGCACAAUUCUCAAAAUGGAGCAGCAACACUCCAAUGGUUUCGAUGGUGAUUACAUUUUUCACUGUUACUACAAGUUACUCUUAGAAGGUUACUCCAAGCAUCAUAACCAGAACAGCCUAUUGAUGGGAAUAUUGAUAGUUAAUGUUAGCCUGAAGACUAUGUCCCAUGCUGCUUGGCCGCAUUAAAUGUAUAGGAGAACAACUUCUGUAGAAACAGGAUGCAGAUCCUGCCGCUCAUUCAACCGGCUGAGUUCGUCAGCUGAAUUGUCGUUAGAUUACAGGGCUGGCAGAAUUGUCACUAGCUUACCGGCUGUCUAAUGAAAAAGCAAUGGCUUGCCAUAUGUGGAGUUACACCUCUGGCAGCAAAGUGCUUAAACUCCUUAUACAGAUCUAGGCACCAUGACCACUUCAAAUUACUUAAGUUUUGUAUUUUAAUAAAGGCUAUGUUUAUUAAAAGCUUCCAUAUCUACUUUAAAGACUUUGUCUUUCAUUCCCAAUUGCACAUUUACUUACUUUUACACGAUUUCACUCAAUGCCUAACUUACUUCCGUUAUAUCUUUCUUCAGGGUCAGUGCUGAUAUGCAGUUUGUCCUUCCAACAGGGGAAACACCAGAGGACACUUACCCUACAUGGCUGAAGUUUCACAUAGGGAUCAAUCGUUAUGAGCUAUACCCAAGACAAGAUCCACUCAUUCCUAUUCUGUUAAAAGAUUUGUCCUCGCAGCGUAUUCUGCAGUCAGGUAAUAAACUUUCCAAUCAACUCUUUGUCCAAUUGCAGUUUAUUGUCCAAAAUAUUUUAACUAUUUUUAUUUUAUUUUAUUAAUACCCCUAAAUGCUAUGACACUUGUUGAUGAAAUGUACACUGAUCAGUCACAACAUGAAAACCACCUGCCAAAUAUUGUGUAGGCCCCCUCGUGCUGCCAAAAUUGCUCUGAUGUGUCGAGGCAUGGAGUCCACAAGACCUCUGAAUGUGUCCUGAUACCUUUGUCAAAGUCACUCUGAUCUUUUCGCUUGCCCAUUUUUUCUGCUUCCAACAAAUGAGAUUCAAGGCUGAUUAGUAUAUAUGAGAGUUAUUAGUCUGUGUUUAAAAAUCUUAACAUUUUCGAUGGGAAAAGUAAAUUGGAACUUGCAUAUUUUAUCUCAACAAUUCUUAAAAAAAAAACACGCUGUAUACUUUGUAGUGGGAAGAAAUAGAAAAUGAAUAAAACAAAGGGUAAACACUAAAAAAAGAGUUAUAGAAAUAGACAUUUUAGUACAUUUAACAUUACCAAGUAUCAUUAUUAGUCUCAUUUGCAUCAUCAGUACAUAGAAUAAAUACUAUGUUAACUGAUACCCUAACCUUUGGAAUGAUUAUGCCAUGACACUUUGUCUGCAUUUAAAUGCACAUUUUGCUCAUCUCCUUAUAGUCCAGAUACCUGGUGGGACACAGCUCAAACUACUGAUGACUUUCCCGAACUAUGGACAAGCCCUCUUCAAACCCAUGAAGUGAGUAUGGGAAGAGAAAUAGGAAAUAGGAAUGGGAGGCUGUUAAUUAUUGAGUCCAGAUGCUGUACAUGACACAGGAAUUUUAAGACUAUAUAUUUCUCUCUUCAUUUUCCUGUCAAGUAAGCAUGUACCUUAUUCACAUUAGCUAAAAAUAACUCAUCUUGAACAGUUCUUGUACAAAUGUGUAAAACUGAAAAGCUGUUCUAGAAACAUGUUUGGGUAUGGCAGCAUGAUGACAGAUGAGGGGGCUAUAUGGAACAAUGUGUGCCAUGUGAAGGUAAAAUAUUUACACAAUGAAGAAUAUGAUAUUCUCACGCUUAUUUUCAAUAAAAAGAGGAAAGCUGAACUACAACUCUCAUAACUCCCUGAUGUUUAUAUUCUCAGGAUAAGACAGCUAUAUUUGUUGAUGUCACAUACAACUGUAUUAUUAGGGGGAAAGGGGCAAUGCUGGAUGGGGGGUGGGGAAAUAGGAUGGUACCAGCAUUACAUCAAUGAAUGUUAAAUUAAAACCCGCGCACGUAAUUGCAUCACAUACACAUAUUGGUUGCUAAAUACUAGGCAGGUUGACAGGCACGUCGACACAUCUUCUUACUCCUAUUAAGAGUCACAAUUUUCCAUUUGAAAAUAUAUCAGCUUGCAAUGUUCUAUUAUAGAAUUACAUAUAUAACAGGGCAAUUCUAUUGAUUUUUGCACUAGUGCAGGAUUAGGCAACGUUCGGCACCCCAGAUGUUAUGGAUUAUAUCUCCCCUUGAUAUUUCAGCAUUAUGUCCAUGAGAGAAUUACGGGAGAUGUAGUCCACAACAUCAGGAAGGCUGAAGGUUUCCUACCCCUACAGUUUGAGAUUACCAGGUCCAGCAAUAUAUUAUCAAUAUAUAUCAAUUCAUAAAUAUAUUUUUCCCUUUGUAGUAGCUACAAAACAAGAAUUCUGUAAACACAUUACAUGAUUCUAGUAUGACAUGAAGGUCAUUUAUUUCAUGUCAAUCUGCAAAUUAUACUAAUUUAUACUAUUUGAGGAUAGAUAACUUUGGCAUCUCUUCUUACAAUCACACGUUUCUGAGAAAUCAGUAUGUAUACUGCCAAUAUCUAUGUAUUUGUUCCAGGGCAGAGUGGGUAUGCAUGGCUCAUUUCUGAUUCUAAAAGACUAGUUUAUUGGAUAUAUUCCCUGGGCAAAGCAACAGUUCUCACAUAUUAUGGCUCAAAAAGCUGCCAGCUCUGAAUAGGCUAUUGAUCACAUUUUCUUUCGUGACUAAUAGAAUAAUAAAACAUGUCAAAAUUAUUUGGUUUGUUCUGGAUAAAAAUCAAUAAAUGCAAUGAAACAUUUGCAGUGUAAAUUUAGAAUGUAAUAGAAUUAGAAAAAUAAAUCAACAUUAAAAUAGAAUUGAAAGGUACUUCCUUUUUAAAUUUAAAUGACUUGAAUUACAGCCCUUUGCUGUGUUAAUAGCACAUGGCAUGCUUCUUAGGAAGGCAAAAGGCUGAAUUGGCAAACAAUACAAUGUGAUAUUUUUAAGUCAAAAUAGAAUCCUUCACUACUCAGUAUUCAGGAGGAGCCCUUGUGGGGGAGAUCCUGUGGCAUUUUUGUUGAUUUACUGGGUCUCGUCUGAUAGAUCUUGACCCUGGUAGAGUAGAGCAAAGUCAGAUAUCGCCAGGUCAGGAAUGGAGAGAUGCUGAUAGUCAUCAGGUCAAAGAUCUCUCCACAUAGGAUUAUCUAAAACAGGUAGAAACUGGCAUAGGUAGCAAUGGGCAUAUUUCAAUAGGAGAACAUACAAAACCAUUAUAAUGCAUUUUCACAAGGUGGAAUGUGAGAGUUGCAUUAGACUACUUGCAGACUCACAAAGAAGAUGCUGGGGUAUCCUAUGCAGGGCCGUCUUUCAUAUUGAUUUGACCUUGGUCAAGCAUUUGCUUGGGCCCCCUGGACCCUGCCCCCUCACCCCCCACUUCAUGGCAUGCAAUCAAGCCCCCCACCCCAGCAGAGACAGAUAUAAAGUAGAGAGGGCCCUAGUGCCUAUUGCAAAGGUGGCCAAAAGGUAGAUCCUCAUCUGUCGUGCAACUCCAACAAUGCUUUGACAGCUGGGGUCUACCAUUUUCCCAUGCAUGCAGGGUUGUAUUUAGCACUGAGCAGUGUUUGCGUUUAAAUUUAAGCAUGUUUGUGUAUGAGUAUGUUUGUGUGUAGUGUUGGCGUCUGACACACACACACACACACACAUACAGGCAUACUGGCUGACACACACACACACACAUACAAACUGGCACACACACAGAUGCAUACUUGCACACACAUAGACAGACAUACUGACACACAAACAGACAGACAUACUGGCACACACACAGACAGACUGGCACACACACACAGACAUACUGACACACAUACUGGCACACACACACAGACAUACUGACAUGUACACACACAAACACAUACUGACACACACACAGACGUACUGACACACACAGACAUACUGGCACACACACAGACAUACUGACACACACACAGACGUACUGACACACACAGACAUACUGGCACACACACAGACAUACUGACACACACAGACAAACAUACUGACACACAUACUCAUACACACACACACACACACACACUUUUAAAGCCAGUUUCCUACCUUUGCUGGUACCUUUCCUGGGGUCCAGUGUGCUGGCUGGGGUGCUUGGGAGUUGGGGUCUUGCUCUGCUUGUUGGCUCUUACACUGCCUCCUGGCUCUGCCUCCCUCCCACGUGGCUCAUCUUCUCUGUGGGAGGAAGUGACUCACGGUCGUCACUUCCUCCCAUGCUGCUGUAAAGGGGCCCGGUCGUGCUGUUAAAGGGCCACAGCGCCCGACCAGGCCCCUACUGAAACAUGCUCACUGGGUGACCCUUAGAGUGUGGGCCCCCGAUGCAGCCGCAAUACCAGAAUUUCUUUUUUUUUGCUGGAUGCGGGCAGCGGGGCCCGGGGCAGCUGCCUUGCUUGCCCCGUGCUAAAGACGGCCCUGAUCCUAUGACCUAUGUUAUAGUAUGGGCAUGACAACUCAUCAGUAAUCUUCAAUCUUUAGUAAUCUGAGAAAUAGCACAGAGACUAAAAUAUUAUUACAUAUAUGUACCUCAUGAAUAUGUGCAUUAUAGGAAAGUAUAUACCUAUAGAUGGUCUUUUCAUGGAUAUGUUUUGAAGUAUCAGUGUAUUCACUUGUUUUUCUUAGACAAAGUCGAGACCAGGAGACCCCUGAAGACUUUUUUUACUUCUCAGAUUUUGAAAGACACAAUGCAGAGAUAGCAGCAUUUCACCUGGACAGGUACAAAGCAGACUAUUAACGUAUGGUUUUCCUUACUGUAGUUAUAAUGGUUUUUCAUGUUCACAAUUAUAGUGAUAGAUAUCUAAGUUUACAAUGAUAAAAAAGUUUCAACUCCAAAUACAGCUUUAGAACAUUUUUUUUGUUUACAUCCCAUGAAGGAUUCUGGAUUUCCGCAGAAUUCCACCUGUGGCUGGACGCCUGGUGAAUAUCACUAAAGAAGUCAGAGAUAUCACGACAGACAAGAAGUUAUAUAGGACUUUUUACAUAUCACCAGGUGAGGCGGAUAUCUUGCACAACGCAUGAAAUGAAUUUGGUUUUAUAUGAAUUGAUAUAUGUAUAUAUUACAUCAAAGGCUUUUCGGAAGGUUAAAUCUUAACCGCUUCUAAGAUGUGCUGGACCAUUGUUUUCAGUUUGGUAUGCUUUACACCUGGUUUGCAGGACCAGGGUCACCAUCUCUGCAGAAUAGCUGGAAACAUUCCGCUGUCUACUUAUUUUCACUUAGCUUCAAGGUUGGCUCCAGAAUUCAGGUUAUGUUAGCCAAGUUUGGUAGAGACUGGAAUUGUUUCAUUUAAGUUACGUUGUUUUUAUCCAUGGUUUUGUAGACGGAAAGUGUUGUGGAAACGACAUCGUUUGAACUUGGUUCAGUCUACAGGUGUUCUUUCAGCAUGAUUUAGCCUGCACAUAUUUAUUGUUACCUGUAGUUAAACUGUGAUUAAGUCAAAUGUGCUUGUUAUAGAUUACAUUAUAAUGGGAAUGCAAAAAUUUGAUUAGAAAUGUAUAGCACGGCUCUAAGCAUUCCUUAGAAGGAUAGAGGGUUUAAACCCCCAGAUUUUGUGGCUUUUUUAGGCCUCUUCAGAUAGUAGAGAGGAUAGGAGUACAUUUGUUUUGUUUUUUUUUGUUUUUUAAUUCACGUCAAGUUGCUGCUUCUCAAAGGCUCUUAUUCUAAAAAGAAUGAUCUGUAGUGUAGUUCACUCUCAAUCUGUGGAGGGGCUGCUGUACCCUAGUUAAAUAUUGAAAGAGGGUGCUGAAGAACAGACAUUUGCUGCACAACCUUCUGUUAGUGAGGCAGUGUGACAGGAUGGCAAUGAAUACCUGGCUGUGUAGCAUGUGCCUGUUUCUGGCUAUACUUUUAUUGAGGUAAUGGAGAGAUUCAGGAGCAUGCUGUUCAUGGGUAGAGAGGAUAGGACAUAUCAUAGAAAGAACAUAGAAAGGCAGUGAUAUAUCAUAACAUAUCUCCAUAUCACUGCUAGUGUAGGGGUCAUUUAAUUUCCUUUGGGUUGAAGCCCCAGGUGUUUCUGAAAUCUAGGAAUGUCCCUCUAUACAGGUAAACAACAGUUAUGUUAGAUUUACACAUAGCCAAUCUAAAAUGGAACACACCACUAGAUUUAGAUAAUGGUUUUGGGACCCCCUCCAUGACUUAUACAUCACAUUUCCUAUUCAGAAAAUCUCUGCAUGGAGAUUCUUACCUAUAUUGACUAGAUACAAAUAUUUGAUCAGCAGUACUUUUAAGAAUGUAAAACAACUCCAAACAACAAAGUGCAAGUGACACAAGGUGUUAAAGUGACGCUAGAGAUAUAAAUAGGUGCGACUUCCCCAGUGUUUAAAAACCACUUCAAAAACACUUAUUAAAAUAGUAUAAACAAAAGUAGAGAUAGGGACGCAACUUUAAAUGUAAUAAGAAAUUAAGUGGACCAUACCUAUUAAUAAUAGAGAGGACUUGAAAACAGGUCUGCAAGGAGGCACACCUGGUUCCAGUCCUAUUACCCUAAUGGAAAUAAGUAAGUAAAGGUAAUUGGCAAAAAGUGCCUAAUUCUAAAUUACCAAUUACCUUUACUUAGUAAUUGCCAUUAGGGUAAUAGGACUGGAACCAGGUGUGCCUCCUUGCAGACCUGUUUUCAAGUCCUUUCUAUUAUCUCCUUUCUCUGGGUUAGGCCCUGUAUUACCCCACAACCACUAAUAAAUUUGGUGGGACCUUUUCUCUCUCCAAUUUUGUAUAUCCCAAUACCUAUUAAUACUUAAGUAUUGUCCACUUAUUUUCUUAUUACAUUUAAAGUUGCGCCCCCUAUCUCUACUUUUGUUAGUACUUUUAAGAAUGAUGGAGGAAAUGUGUUAUUUUAUACUUUAUACUUACUUUCUUUAUAGUGUAAAGGAAUCAAGAAAUUGUUUAGGUGAUUUAUUCCUUCAAAUAUGUGCCCCCUCCCACCACCUUUGGAUACAUUUUUAGAUAACUUUUGACAAUGGUACACAAAGCUGAGGCAUUUUUCUGGUUCCCAAUCUUUACUUUCCUCCUUUUCCAUGUUUCUUCUUAAAUCUCUGUUAUUUACCUUCUCCGCCAGUUUGAGGGAAAGUUGGAGUAAUGUUGAGAUGGCUCAAAAACAUAUACCAAUGAAGUCCUGCCCUUUUUCUGUAAAUUGGUUUCUAAAGUGAAUGUAAUCUUGUUGCAUCUGUCUGUAUACACAAUUAUCCCACUAAAUACCCAAUGGACUCUGGAAAAGUCUACUAAAAUGUGUGGAUGAAAUUAUGUGUACUAUAUCUUAUAUUACAAAAAGAGAAUCAAUCUGCUUAUUCUAUGACUGAAAAAUGGGUCAUCAAUUAAGUUAUCUGAGUCCCUGUUAAUAACAGUUAAGUAUUGAAAAAAGUAAAAUAUAAUCCCCUGGAAUUUCUUCAAAGUAGUUGUUCCAGGUCUAUUAUAUAUAUGGUUAUAACUUCUAUGUGCCUAUACAUGAUAGCAUUAUUAUUAAAACAAGUAGAGUAAUAGCAAAAAGUAUAACCCAUUCCGGCAGAAACCUGGUUGUGUGUACAAAUAAAUAAAAAAAGUAAUAGGAGUUGAUACAAAUCACAAUGGUACCAUGCAAAAACUGACAUAAAUCAUAAAAAUAGCCACAACCAUGUUAUUAUGAUGCAAGAUGUAUUUAUAAUAUUUUUAUAGAAUUUUCAAGGGCUUACUAGGAAAUCAGCAUAUAAAAAUGCACAAUAUGAAUAUGUCAGCAUCAAGCUUUUAUUUAUCUCAUCGUAAGUGUGUGCAAUGUUUUAAAUAAAAGUACAAUUUGUGUAAAUAAAAUAAAAACCUAACAUAGAUCCAAAGCUGUUUUAUAAAAUGAAAACAGUAGUUUAAAUAAUGAAUACCUAGAAAUAUUGAACAGAAAUGCAAGUUAAUUAUCUAUUAAAUUGACACUCCACUGUCCAAAUAAAUAAAUAAAAAUGACUGUUUAGUAGAUAUACACCAAAGGAAAAAAUGCAUGAAUUUAAUUAAGCAUCUAUUAAUUUUGGGCAUCUCUAAAUACAGUUUGCAAAACCUGCAGAUCUCUUGUCUGUUGCCUUUGCAAGCCCUCCCCUUCUUCCCCAGCCCAGACGUUCUGUGUCUGUCCAAUCACAGACUUCCCAAUGCAGCACAAUGAGAAGUCUUUGCAAGGCUCUGAGCAAUUGUCUGCCUCUUGAGUUUAGCUCCACUGAGCUUAACAACCUGGAAGUAGCACGAACUGUUGUCUGCUUCAAAGUCAGAGGGGUGUAACAAGGUAUUUUGUAAAAGUGCCAAUUUCUAUCGAAUUCUGCACUUUUUCUAAAAUGAAAAAUAGAGGACCUGGCUGCGUGGGAGUGGGCAAAGUGGAGGAGAGAUUAAUGAAUCCAAGUUUUACCAUAACACAAAGUUGCUCUGGUGCUGAGAAUUAGUCUUUAAACAACUAGAGUACUCGUAGGCAGAUUCUGCUGCAUGCUUUCAUUUUCUCAAGUGUGGUCAACUUGUAUUUACUAUUGUUUGUAUUAGCGGAUCCUUUCCUGGGUUUCUUUGACAUCUCUGCCUUAUGAUGUCAAUGUCUCCUUUGCGUUUGUUAUCCAUAUUGUCCCUCAAUAUUCUCAAGACUAUGGCUUCCUUCAUGCAGUUUGGUGACAUCUGUGGUUCCGCUAUUACAGGUGUAUGGUGGGUGAUAUUAUUUCGCUAAAAGUUGUUGUGAAUGUUAUGUAACCCCAGCAACUGACAAUCGAUCAGUAAUAGUUUUCUAUGACAAAUUGGUUUUAUUUUUUAGUUCUGUUAUUUUGUUUAUUUGUUCUAUUGAAUUAAUUAUGUUGUGUUAGAUUGUGCAUUAGAUGUAUAUUUUUUGUUAAAUGUGGCUUUUCAGUUAUUUCUCCCAUUACAUUUUUUUUCCUCAUUUCAAAUAUUAUUCUGCAGAAGCUGGAUGGUUGUUUCCAUGGAGACUUUAGAUAGAGAGGUCUGGGGUUUUUCAUUGAAAUGUAGAUUGGGGCACAUUUUAUGUUUUAUGUUCUGAGGGCUGUCUUUCCUCUGCAACUUCCUUUGUUCGUUCACUGUUUGGAAAUGUCAGGGGGUUUAAUGUCAGGUGAGAUUCCAAAUAAUUCACACAUUGUAAGUGUCGCGCACUUCUAAGUGUGAAAGAACCUUACAUUAUAUACAUCAGCUAUGAGAGAAUAUAAGAACGAUGUGACUCAUCCACCCACCAGCCCUCUUUUUAUUUAUUGGAAAACUGUAUAAACCAUGUUGUAGCCUUUUUAGAGAUUUCUUACUGUACGGGCUACUGCAUGUAAUAUUCGAUGCUACAUAGAGGGUGACGUCCUUUCCCUCAUAAUGAACAGGAAAUAUUACAUGAAUGACAUUCCAAACCCUUAAUCUCCAGGAAAACAUUAUACAAAUGCACUGGCGUAGUUAGGUUACCUGGCACCUGGGGCAGAAGUGUACAUUGCCACUCCAUCCCUCUCCCCCGAACUGUAGAAUAUUUUUGUUGUUGUCUCUCUGCAAUGCCCCUAAGACCCUUCUGGUAAAUUACAAACACAUACUCACAUUUCUAUACAAACAUGUUCACACACUCACAUUUAUGCACACACACACACACAAACAAACAUCCAUACUCACACACACUCACAUUUAUGCACACACACACAUCCAUACUCACACACAAAUAUCCAUGUUCAUACACACUCACAUUUAUAUACACACAAACAUCCAUACUCACAUUUAUAUACACACAUGAACAUCCAUACUCACACACACUAACAUUUAUAUAUACACACAAACAUCCAUAUGAACACACACUCACAUUUAUAUAUACACACAAACAUCCAUACUCACACACACUCACAUUUAUAUGUACACACAAACAUCCAUACUCACACACACUAACAUUUAUAUGUACACACAAACAUCCAUAUGAACACACACUCACAUUUAUAUAUACACACAAACAUCCAUAUGAACACACAUUCACAUUCAAAUACACAUUCUCAAAUUCAUACACACACGCGUAUUCACGCACUCAAGCAUUGAUGUUACAUCACGGUCAGAGCACAGACUGGUGCCAGCAGCUCCCUUGCUGCACUAUCAGUGGUCUGUUACGUGAAAUCUGAAUACCAUUACUACAACAUACAGAAUCCAGUACUCACAACUUCAAAGCAUAUAUAUAACAUUCUUUCUCUGUAAAAUGGUUGUUCUCAUAUUUCCGUUGUUCACUUACAUAUCUUUUUGUUUUUUCAUUAACCAGCUAACAAUGUCUGCUUUUAUGGUGAGUGCUCCUACUACUGCUCUAUGGAACACGGUUUGUGUGGCAAGCCCGACCUUCUAGAGGGGUCAAUGGCCGCCUUUCUACCAGACAGUGCACUAGCAAAGAGAAAGUCUUGGCGGAGCCCUUGGAGACGCUCCUAUCACAAGAGUAAAAAGGCAGAGUAA